AUGUUCCCGGCGGUCUCCUCUCCGCGGACCCCGGGGACCGGGACUCGAAGAGGCCCCCUGGGCGGAGUCGGGCUGGGCUCCACGCCCCGGGCGACCAGCAGGAAGGGUCUGACUCUGGGGUCUUCUGUCAGCUCCCCGGUGCUCUUCUCUCCCGCCGGCCGUCGGAGCUCCCUGAGCUCGCGAGGAACACCUACGCGAAUAUUCCCACACCACUCCAUAACUGAGUCUGUGAACUAUGAUGUGAAAACAUUUGGAUCUUCUCUCCCUGUUAAAGUCAUUGAAGCCUUAACAUUGACUGAAGUUGAUGAUCAGCUGACUGUUCACAUAGAUGAAGGUGGAUGGGCUUGUCUGGUCUGCAAAGAGAAACUCAUUAUUUGGAAGAUUGCUCUGUCACCUAUCACUAAGUUAUCUGUUUGCAAAGAACUUCAGCUGCCACCUAGUGACUUCCACUGGACUGCCAACUUGGUGGCGCUCUCUUACUCCACUACCUCCGGCGAAGCACAUUCCACGCAGGCUGUUGCUGUCAUGGCUGCCACCAGAGAAGGAUCUGUCCGCUACUGGCCAAGCCUUGCUGGCGAGGACACCUACACAGAGACACUCAUAGACCUGGGAGGCGAUAAGACCUGCAGUUUCCUAACAGCAGUACAGGGAGGAAGUUUUAUUUUAUCCUCAUCGGGGGGCCAACUAAUCCGCCUGAUACCUGAAAGUAUAGGAAAAAUUCAUCAGCAUAUCCUGCCUCAAGGACAAGGCGUGCUUUCAGGAAUUGGUCGGAAGGUUUCUUCUCUUUUGGGAAUUUUAUCUCCUAGUAGUGAUCUCAUUCUUUCAAGUGUCCUUUGGGAUAGAGAGAGAGCGAGCUUUUAUAGCCUGACAAGUUCAAACAUCAGUAAAUGGGAAUUAGAUGAUUCUUCAGAAAAACAAGCACAUAGCUGGGAUAUAAAUAGAGUCCUGAAGGAAAACAUUAUUGACGCUAUCUGGGGAUCUGAAAGUAACUAUGAAGCUAUUAAAGAAGGGGUCAACAUUCGGUAUUUGGAUUUGAAGCAAAACUGCGAUGGGCUCCUAAUUUUGGCAGCAGCAUGGCACCUGGCUGACAGCCCCUGCCUUGUCUAUUACUCUCUGAUAACAGUAGAAGAUAAUGGCUACCAAAUGUCAGAUUCAGUGACUGUGGAAGUCACUCAGUAUAACCCUCCUUUUCAGUCUGAAGACUUGACUAUAUGUCGGUUGAUGGUCCCAAACUUUUCAAACCAGACUGCCUGUCUAUAUACUGAAAGUGCUGUCUACAUGUGCUCCACAGGAACUGGGAAGUUUUCUCUUCCUCAGGAGAAAAUUGUUUUUAAUGCACAAGGAGACAGUAUUUUAGGAGCUGGUUCCUGUGGGGGUAUACCUAUCCUUUUUUCUAGAAACAGUGGAUUGGUGUCUAUUACUUCAAGGGAAAAUGUGUCCAUAUUAGCAGAAGAUCUUGAAGAUUCUCUAGCAUCUUCAGUUGCUGGACCAGGCAAUGAGAGUGUGGUUUUUGAUACUUCUACCAAGAAUGAAACUAUUGCCCAGGAAGAUAAAACCAAAUUGCUCAAAGCUGCUUUUCUGCAAUUCUGCAGGAAAGAUUUAGGUCAUGCCCAGAUGAUAGUUGAUGAGCUGUUUUGCUCUCACGCUGACUUGGACUCUGAUUGUGAGCUAGACAGAGCUGUCACCCAGAUCAGCGUGGACCUGCUGGACGACUACCCGGCUUCUGACCCGCGCUGGGCUGAGUCUGUGCCCGAGGAAGCACCUGGGUUCAGCAACACGUCCUUGAUUAUUCUCCAUCAGCUGGAAGACAAGAUGAAAGCCCACUCUUUCCUCAUGGACUUCAUCCACCAAGUCGGCCUCUUUAGACGCCUCGGCACUUUUCCAGUGAGAGGGACGCCGAUGGCCACACGGCUGCUGCUCUGUGAGCAUGCCGAGAAGCUGGCUGCUGCCAUCAUCCUCAAGAACCACCACUCAAGGCUUCCUGACCUCAUGAACACAGCGAUCCUGAUGGCUUUGAACAAGAGGGACUGUGACGUCCCGUCCAGCCUGACCCCCGCAGACGUCUUCUUCAGAGAGGUGUCCCAGGUAGAUACCAUCUGUGAGUGUUUACUGGAGCAUGAGGAACAAGUCUUGAAGGACACAUCCAUGGAAUCAGUUGAGUGGGCGGAAGUGGUGAUCAAUGUGAACAAUAUUCUCAAGGACAUGCUGCAAGCUGCUAGUCACUAUCGACAAAAUAGAAACUCCUUGUAUAAAAGAGAAGAGCCAGGGGAUAAAGAACCUGAGUAUGUUCCAUGGACAGCAACCAGCGGUCCUGCUGGCAUCCGAACAGCAAUAGUGCGCCAGCAUAGGACUGUCCUGAAGAUGGUUUAUCCUCAGGCAGACAGCAACCUCCGAAACGUUCUAACAGAGCAUUUAGUAGCACUGAUUGAUGGCUUCCUGGAUGGUUAUGUUUCUCAGCUCAAGUCUGUGGACAAAUCCAAUGAUCAAGAAAGAUAUAGCAAUCUGGAAAUGGAAUAUGUACAGAAAAGAUCAGAUCUCUUAUCUCCGCUUCUCACACUAGGCCAGUACCCAUGGGCUGCUUCAUUGGCAGAAAAAUACUGUGACUUUGAUAUCUUGGUACAAAUGUGUGAGCAGACUGACAACCAGACCAGACUGCAGCGCUACAUGACCCAGUUUGCUGAUCAGAAUUUUUCAGACUUUCUCUUUCGUUGGUAUCUGGAGAAAGGAAAGCGAGGCAAAUUAUUAUCUCAGCCCAUUUCUCAGCAUGGACAGUUGGCGAAUUUUUUACAAGCUCAUGAACAUCUCAGCUGGUUACACGAAAUUAACAGCCAAGAAUUAGAAAAGGCUCAUGCAACACUUCUGGGUUUGGCAAAUAGGGAAACUCGUUACUUUGCAAAGAAAAAAACCCUUCUUGGCUUGAGUAAAUUGGCGGCAUUAGCUUCAGACUUUUCAGAAGAUACACUGCAAGAAAAAAUUGAAGAAAUGGCUGAGCAAGAGCGCUUUCUGCUGCACCAGGAGACACUGCCUGAACAGCUGCUAGCCGAGAAACAGCUGAGUCUCAGUGCCAUGCCUGUGCUGACCGCAUCGCAACUCAUUGCCCUGUAUAUCUGUGAAGAAAACAGAAGAGCUAAUGAGUAUGAUUUCAAGAAGGCUUUGGACUUGCUGGAAUAUAUUGAUGAGGAGGAAGAUGUAAAUAUAAAUGAUCUAAAACUGGAAAUCCUUUGCAAAGCUCUUCAGAGAGAUAACUGGUCCAGUUCAGAUGGUAAAGAUGAUCCAAUUGAAGUAUCUAAAGACAGUAUAUUUGUGAAAAUCUUACAGAAACUUUUAAAAGAUGGCAUUCAGCUCAGUGAGUACCUCCCCGAGGUGAAGGAGCUGCUGCAGGCUGACCAGCUGGGAAGUUUGAAGUCCAGCCCUUACUUUGAGUUCGUUUUGAAAGCCAAUUAUGAAUACUAUGUCCAGGGACAAAUGUGA
Messenger RNA from Rangifer tarandus platyrhynchus (Svalbard reindeer), 3471 nucleotides. NCBI's taxonomy places the organism in Eukaryota, Metazoa, Chordata, Mammalia, Artiodactyla, Cervidae. The record is from the annotation of a GenBank genome assembly.